Messenger RNA from Dreissena polymorpha, 956 nucleotides. RefSeq names its product phosphatidylinositol N-acetylglucosaminyltransferase subunit P-like. The record is from RefSeq and is a predicted model, not a curated record. Gene Ontology annotation, biological process: GPI anchor biosynthetic process. Gene Ontology annotation, molecular function: phosphatidylinositol N-acetylglucosaminyltransferase activity. Lineage: Eukaryota; Metazoa; Mollusca; Bivalvia; Myida; Dreissenidae. The transcript has 5 exons. The coding region runs from base 116 to 487 and encodes 123 amino acids.
AGAGAAGUGAUUGAGAACCAAACGAUGCGUCACGUACUCAGAUUCUUUUGCUGAAUUUGCGCAAUUUGCUGAAAUUAACAUGAUAUGAGGUUAUGAUUAAAGACCACCACCAACAAUGUCUUCCCCAUCGCCAACACCUGUAAGAGCAAUAUAUGGCUUCGUUCUGUACCUUGCUGCCUAUGUUGUAUUUGUUGUCUAUGUAAUCUGGGCGUAUUUUCCUGAGCAAUGGCUGGACACAAUUGGCUUUUCCUAUCUCCCCCAGAAGUACUGGGCUGUAGCAGUGCCAUGCUACCUGUGCGUACUGUGGCUGCUGGCCUACCCAGCCUGGUUUGGAUACAUCCACCUCUGUACACCAGCUCUUGAUUCACGGACAUUGAUCACUGAUGAGCAUUCAAUCGCAGUGAGUGGCGACACAAUGUGGCCUGGUGAGACCCCUCCCCUGUCAGAUCUGCCCAUCUCUGAGGUGAACAGGAAGUUGUACCUGUGAAGAAACCAGAAUCUUAAGAUCUACAAAUGAAAGCAGAACUUAUUGUGAAUUCAUUAAAGCCUGAACUGAUAAUUGGUGGAGUAACCUGAACAUCCAAAAUGAUGGCAAUGAUUUUACAGACAUUCAAGUAAGAAUGGCAUGCAUAGAAUGAUAUUGCUUGAAAGGUAAUUUUGAUGUUCAGCCAAAUAAUCAGAAAUUACGCAAGUAAUUUAUGGACUUUUGUGUAAGCAGAACAUACAUAAAAGCAGGCGAGUAUUUUUAACAUUUGAUUAAGAGGUUUUGUUUAAAUUUUUAGUCCAUGAAUAUAUUUGCUGCAGAGUACAAGGAUAUUUGUGCACUGCAUGAAUGUUAUAUGUAUGCUUGUAUCAAAGAUGGUAAGGUAAACUUGUUUACUAAUUAAGGUUGGUCGGUUGACCAUUUUUAUGCCCCCAGUAGGGCAGCAUAUAGCAUUUGAACUGUCCGUCGGUCA